Messenger RNA from Grammomys surdaster, 1301 nucleotides. Its product is annotated as shieldin complex subunit 3. The record is from RefSeq and is a predicted model, not a curated record. The coding region runs from base 450 to 1217 and encodes 255 amino acids. NCBI's taxonomy places the organism in Eukaryota, Metazoa, Chordata, Mammalia, Rodentia, Muridae. The transcript is spliced from 2 exons. Gene Ontology annotation, biological process: positive regulation of double-strand break repair via nonhomologous end joining; negative regulation of double-strand break repair via homologous recombination; positive regulation of isotype switching.
ACCCCUACCCGGCAAUGUAAGCUUUUGGGAAGCUGCGUAUUGUCAGCACGAAGUGGAUCAUUGUAGUCUUCCCGAGUGGUUAAGGAGAAUGUGUAAUUCUGAGCGAAGGAAUGGCCUUAGUAAAAAGAUUCCACUGGGGCCGUAAAGGAUUUAAUGAAAAGAGGAUUUAAGUUCUCAAGAGCAGAAAGAAGUUGGGCGUGCGUUUGAAGCCGGAUCUUCCGGGACUUGUACUUUGCACUUUCCUUCCAGACCCGGUGAAACUUCAGCCUGGGUAAACUGAGGUCAGAAGUGCCCGUCAAGAUGGAAGUAAAUCCCCCCAAACAGGAGCACCUGCUGGCGCUAAAAGGUCCUGUUUCUUCUGAUUUGACAAGAAAGACAAUUUUGUAAUAAUAAAUUACAUUCUAGCUCUGAAGAGUUCAGCUAAGAAAUUUUCUCUUCAUUAAGAGUUAAUGGAUUACUGCAGAAUGACUACUGAAGUAAUAUUACAUUAUCGACCAUAUGAAAACGAUCCCAAACAGCUGGCAAACAUCGCAGAAAAUGUCAUUCAAGACUUUCCUACUCACCCACGAUCAAGAUUUAUUCCUUGGUUUCCUCACGAUGAGUCCAAACUUCCACUCAAGCCUAAAAAAUUACCACCAGUAAUUUCUGAAGAGGCCGCUGAGAAUGUGAAGCAGUACUUAACCAUUUCAGAACCUAGUGUUAAAUCACAGAGCUAUGAUUGCACAGUAGAUCUUUUGGAGUUUCAACCUAGCUCAAAAAUGCAGCACUUAAUCCAGUCACACACACUGAAGGAGCAGACUAAUUUGGCAAAUUUGGAUAAAAAUUCAGGAAAAGAAAAACAGCACAAGAAGAGAUCCUGGAGUGUUUCACUUGCCAGCAAACAUUGUCCAAAAAAGAUUUUUCCUUUGUCUAGAAAAUUGCAAGCUAGUUUAAAGACACUACAUUUGCACUCCCUUCAUAGAGCAAGAUGGACUUUAGAAAACAGUGUUUGCAACAACCAAACUCUGGAAGACAUUUGGACAAAACUCAAUCACCUUAUCAGACACAAUGAACUUCCUUCUUGUAAUGCUACCAUCCAGAGACAGUUAGGCCAAAUAUGGGUGUUCUGUGAUAUUAAGUACUGUGAAUAUGUAGGAAAUCUUCUUAAAGAAAGAUUAUCUCUUAUUGGGAAAAUUAAUUUAUUUGUACAUAAAUACGGUGUUAUUUUUAGUAUGUAAUACAUUUUGAUUAUCAGGAAAAAUAUUCUGAAUGAAAUGAAUAUAGACUGAAAUUGUGAAAUGAAUAAAUUUUAUUGAUCAUUA